Cladocopium goreaui is the source of this 252-nucleotide messenger RNA. The record is from the annotation of a GenBank genome assembly. Lineage: Eukaryota; Dinophyceae; Suessiales; Symbiodiniaceae.
AUGCGCCGAAGGACAAGGUGCCGAUACACAAGGGCUGGAAGCGAGCAAACACUGUCAGUCUUCGACGUGCAAGUGAUAUGCUUUCAGCUGAGAUUGAAGCAACGAGUGGCGAGGUCGUUGCCAAGGGCCUUGAUUCCAUUGGCAUAUUGCUCUCUCGUCUACAGCAGAUGCAGGUCGCCUGUCAAGCUGCCAUCACAAAGGCAGAGAAAAGCUGCAAGAUGGGACAAGAUGAGACAAGAUGAGACAAGAUGA